GCCUCGCAACCGCCCGCUUCCGGGUUCCCGGCAGCCCCCGCGGCGGCCGCUGAAGGUGAGCCGGGCGCAAUGGCGUUCAGCGCUCCCCCGGCCUUCCUGACCCACCGGCAGAAGGUGCUGCGGCUAUAUAAGCGCGCGCUACGCCAUCUCGAGUCAUGGUGUAUCCACAGGGACAAAUACCGGUACUUUGCUUGCUUGAUGAGAGCCCGGUUUGAAGAACAUAAGAAUGAGAAGGAUAUGAUGAGGGCUACCCAGCUGCUGAGGGAGGCAGAAGAAGAAUUCUGGCAAAAUCAGCAUCCUCAGCCGUAUAUCUUCCCAGACUCUCCUGGGGGCACUUCCUAUGAGAGAUACGAGUGCUACAAGGUUCCAGAAUGGUGCUUAGAGUACUGGCAUCCUUCAGAAAAAGCAGAGUAUCCUGAUUACUUUUCCAAGAGAGAGCAGUGGAAGAAACUGAGGAUGGAGAGCUGGGAUCGGGAGGUGAAGCAGCUGCAGGAGGAAACACCACCUGAUGGUAUUAUGACUGAAGCUUUGCCUCCUGCCAGAAAAGAAGGUGACUUGCCCCCACUGUGGUGGCAUAUUGUGACCAGACCUCGGGAACGGCCCACAUAGAGGCAGGCACCUCACUGUUUAUGCUUGCAAGUGAGAGUUAACAGAACACGUUCACACUUGCCCUAAUAAAAAUAACUAGACACAG
Molecule: messenger RNA, 694 nt
Organism: Mastomys coucha (southern multimammate mouse)
Lineage: Eukaryota; Metazoa; Chordata; Mammalia; Rodentia; Muridae
Gene: Ndufb9
Product: NADH:ubiquinone oxidoreductase subunit B9
Exons: 4
Coding region: 70-609 (179 amino acids)
Biological process (GO): mitochondrial electron transport, NADH to ubiquinone
Source: RefSeq, a predicted model, not a curated record